CCGUGAGUGCCACUCAGUUCUCAGUCUACAGCCGGCAGCGGGCACCCUCGUACAGCCAGCACCGGAAGUUUUCGUUAAACCGCAAACACUUGUUUUUUUUAUCGUUGUAUUAACUACCGAAUCAUGCGUGAGUGUAUCAGCGUCCAUGUUGGCCAAGCCGGCGUCCAGAUUGGCAACGCCUGCUGGGAGCUCUACUGCCUGGAACAUGGAAUCCAGCCCGACGGCUCCAUGCCCUCGGACAAACUCGCAGGGCACCACGACGACAGCUUCAGCACCUUCUUCAGCGAAUCGGGCGCCGGGAAUCACGUGCCCAGAGCGGUCUUCGUCGACCUGGAGCCCACCGUCAUAGACGAAGUGCGGACUGGAAUGUACAGACAGCUCUUCCAUCCGGAGCAACUCCUGACUGGAAAAGAGGACGCGGCUAACAACUACGCAAGAGGUCACUACACUAUUGGGAAGGAGCUCAUUGACCUGACCAUGGAACGUGUAAGGAAACUGGCUGACCAGUGCUCAGGUUUACAGGGCUUCUUGAUCUUCCACUCCUUCGGAGGAGGCACUGGCUCGGGCUUCACUUCCCUCAUGAUGGAAAGGCUGUCCUUGGACUACGGCAAGAAGAGCAAGCUGGAGUUCGCCAUCUAUCCUGCUCCACAGGUUGCAACCGCCGUCGUCGAGCCCUACAACUCCAUCCUGACCACCCACACCACUCUGGAACACUCCGACUGCGCCUUCAUGGUCGACAACGAGGCCAUCUACGACAUCUGCAGGAGGAACCUUGACAUUGAAAGGCCAACAUACACCAAUCUGAACAGACUCAUCGGCCAGAUUGUGUCUUCCAUCACAGCCUCUCUCAGGUUUGACGGAGCCCUCAACGUCGACCUGACCGAGUUCCAGACCAACCUAGUCCCGUACCCAAGAAUCCACUUCCCCCUGGUGACCUAUGCCCCAGUCGUUUCUGCAGCCAAGGCGAACCACGAACAGCUGUCUGUUGCAGAGAUCACCAGCGCCUGUUUCGAACCAGCUAAUCAGAUGGUCAAAUGUGACCCCCGCCACGGCAAGUAUAUGGCUUGUUGUCUCCUGUACCGUGGCGAUGUGGUGCCAAAAGAUGUCAACAGUGCCAUUUCCACCAUCAAGACCAAGAGGUCCAUCCAGUUCGUCGACUGGUGUCCGACUGGCUUCAAAGUUGGCAUCAACUACCAGGCGCCCACGGUCGUUCCCGGAGGUGACCUGGCGAAGGUGAACCGCGCCGUCUGCAUGCUCUCCAACACCACCGCCAUCGGAGAGGCUUGGGCGCGUCUGGACCACAAGUUCGACCUCAUGUAUGCCAAGAGGGCCUUCGUCCACUGGUACGUGGGCGAAGGAAUGGAAGAGGGCGAGUUCUCCGAGGCCAGGGAGGAUCUGGCCGCCCUAGAGAAGGAUUACGAGGAGGUUGGCCUCGAUUCCUCUGACGAGGUUGAGGAACAGCCGGAGGAAUUCUAAAGAGUGACUCCUUAGGUAUGAUCUCACUUGAGGCAGAAUGUUGAGUAGGGGAAAUAAAUAAUUUUCGUUCA
Molecule: messenger RNA, 1547 nt
Organism: Macrobrachium nipponense
Lineage: Eukaryota; Metazoa; Arthropoda; Malacostraca; Decapoda; Palaemonidae
Product: tubulin alpha-1 chain-like
Exons: 9
Coding region: 124-1476 (450 amino acids)
Biological process (GO): microtubule cytoskeleton organization; mitotic cell cycle
Cellular component (GO): microtubule; cytoplasm
Molecular function (GO): structural constituent of cytoskeleton; GTP binding
Source: RefSeq, a predicted model, not a curated record